GCUGCCCAGUGAUGUCACAGCACCGGGCAGACCUGUGAUCACGUCCUGCUCACUUUACGGAGAAGUUAGGAUCGAUGGAGUCUGCUGUCUCCUGGAGGACUGGGAUUGGCAGCUCUCAGACUUUGGGAAGUACAAGCACAGUGACGCUUCCAGAAACUUUGCUGUUUGUGUCGACCCUGGAUGGAAGUCUGCAUGCUGUCAGCAAGAGGACUGGCUCAAUCAAAUGGACUUUAAAAGAAGACCCAGUCCUGCAGAUCCCAACACAUGUGGAAGAGCCUGCCUUCCUCCCAGAUCCCAAUGAUGGCAGCUUGUACACACUUGGAGGCAAGAACAAUGAAGGCCUGACAAAACUUCCUUUUACCAUCCCAGAGUUGGUGCAAGCGUCCCCAUGCCGGAGUUCAGAUGGAAUCCUCUACAUGGGCAAAAAGCAGGACAUCUGGUACGUCAUCGACCUCCUGACUGGGGAGAAGCAGCAGACUUUGUCCUCGGCCUUUGCAGAUAGUCUCUGCCCGUCCACUUCUCUUCUGUAUCUCGGGCGAACAGAAUACACCAUUACCAUGUAUGACACCAAAACCCGUGAGCUCCGGUGGAAUGCCACCUACUUUGACUACGCAGCCUCGCUGCCCGAGGACGACAUGGACUACAAGAUGUCCCACUUUGUGUCCAAUGGCGAUGGGCUGGUGGUGACUGUGGACAGUGAAUCCGGGGACGUCCUGUGGAUCCAAAACUAUGCGUCCCCUGUGGUGGCCUUUUAUGUCUGGCAGCGGGAGGGUCUGAAGAAGGUGAUGCACAUCAACGUCGCUGUGGAGACCCUGCGCUAUCUGACCUUCAUGUCCGGGGAGGUGGGGCGCAUCACCAAGUGGAAGUACCCAUUCCCCAAGGAGACAGAGGCCAAGAGCAAGCUGACGCCCACUCUGUAUGUUGGGAAAUACUCGACCAGCCUCUAUGCCUCUCCUUCCAUGGUACACGAGGGGGUCGCCGUCGUGCCACGCGGCAGCACUCUCCCCUUGCUAGAAGGCCCCCAGACCGAUGGUGUCACCAUUGGGGACAAAGGGGAGUGUGUGAUCACACCUAGCACCGACCUCAAGUUCGACCCUAGACUCAAAGAGAAGCACAAGCUCAACUACUUGAGGAAUCACUGGCUUCUGAUAGGGCACCAUGAAACCCCGCUCUCUGCAUCUACCAAGAUGUUGGAGAGAUUUCCUAACAAUCUGCCCAAACACCGGGAAAACGUGAUUCAUGAGAAAAAGAGCUUUGAGGAGGUCAUCAACCUGGUUGACCAGGCUGCGAAAAAUGCACCCACCACCGUGUCGCAGGAUGUGGAAGAGAAGUUUGCUCGUGCCCCAGCCAAGCCCGAGGCCCCCAUGGACUCCAUGCUCAAGGACAUGGCCACCAUCAUCCUGAGCAACAGCUGGGUGGCCUUCAUCAUCACCUACCCCUUGAGCAUGCAUCAGCAGCAGCAGCUCCAGCACCAGCAGUUCCAGAAGGAACUAGAGAAAAUUCAGCUCCUGCAACAGCAGCAGCUGCCCUUCCACCCGUCUGGAGACACGACCCAGGAUGCUGAGCUCCUGGACACAUCCGGCCCCUACUCGGAGAGCUCGGGCACCAGCAGCCCCAGCACGUCUCCCAGGGCCUCCAACCACUCUGGGCACUCGGGCAGCUCCAUCUCCAAGGCUGGCACCAGCCCCUUCCUAGAGCAGGAUGACGAGGAUGAGGAAACCAGCAUGGUGAUGGUCGGGAAGAUUUCGUUCUGUCCCAAGGAUGUCCUGGGUCAUGGCGCUGAGGGCACGAUUGUGUACCGGGGCAUGUUUGACAACCGCGACGUGGCCGUGAAGAGGAUCCUCCCUGAGUGUUUUAGCUUUGCAGACCGGGAAGUCCAGCUGCUGCGAGAAUCUGACGAGCACCCAAACGUGAUCCGUUACUUCUGCACAGAGAGGGACCGGCAGUUCCAGUACAUCGCCAUCGAGCUGUGCGCAGCCACACUGCAGGAGUAUGUGGAGCAGAAGGACUUUGCCCACCUCGGCCUGGAGCCCAUCGCCUUGCUGCAGCAGACCACCUCAGGCCUGGCCCACCUCCACUCCCUCAACAUCGUUCACAGAGACUUGAAGCCCCACAACAUCCUCCUCUCCAUGCCCAAUGCGCACGGCAGGAUCAAGGCCAUGAUCUCCGACUUUGGCCUCUGCAAGAAGCUGGCAGUGGGCAGGCACAGCUUCAGCCGCCGUUCUGGAGUGCCCGGCACAGAGGGCUGGAUUGCUCCGGAGAUGCUGAGCGAAGACUGCAAGGAGAACCCCACCUACACAGUGGACAUCUUCUCUGCGGGCUGCGUCUUUUACUACGUGAUCUCCGAAGGUAGCCACCCUUUUGGCAAGUCCCUGCAGCGACAGGCCAACAUCCUCCUGGGUGCCUACAGCCUUGACCGCUUCCACCCAGAGAAGCACGAAGACGUCAUUGCCCAGGAAUUAAUAGAGAAGAUGAUCGCAAUGGAUCCCCAGAAACGGCCCUCAGCAACACACGUGCUGAAACAUCCAUUCUUCUGGAGCCUAGAAAAGCAGCUCCAAUUCUUUCAGGACGUGAGCGACCGCAUAGAAAAGGAGUCCCUGGAUGGCCCGAUAGUGAAGCAGCUGGAGAGAGGUGGGAGAGCUGUGGUGAAGAUGGACUGGAGGGAGAACAUCACCGUCCCCCUGCAGACAGAUCUGCGGAAGUUCAGAACCUACAAGGGUGGCUCCGUCCGAGACCUCCUCCGAGCCAUGAGGAAUAAGAAGCAUCACUACCGGGAGCUCCCCGCGGACGUGCGGGAGACGCUGGGCUCCCUGCCCGAAGACUUCGUGCGCUACUUCACCUCGCGCUUCCCCCACCUCCUCUCGCACACCUACCGCGCCAUGGAGCUGUGUAGCCACGAGAGACUCUUCCAGCCCUACUACUGCCAUGAGCCCCCAGAACCCCUGCCCCCAGUGGUGCCGGAUGCCCUCUGAGCCGGGCGGCCCCUCCCUUCUGGUGGCUUCAGCUGUGACUGAGGGCCUGGUCUCCACAGUCCAGGGCUUGGCGCUCCCGACCCGCCAGGGAGCCAGGCUUCCCAAACCAAGUGCCUUGAGCUGCCCACUCUGCAGCCGCAGAGGGUAACACUGACCCCAGGGUACAGGAGAGGGGCUCCCCUCCCCCUUCCCAAGCUGAGAAGAUGUUGGCUUCGGAAGCUUUACAGUCAGGAGAUGUCUGCAAAGGAGGGCCUGGCCCAGCGCAGGAGCAUGCUGGACGUGCUGGAGAAACUCGCUUCAGCUUGCUGUUCUCUGAAAAAUCCAUGCUAAUGUCACCUGUGGGCCUCUCAGGAACUGGGGGGUGCCCUCUCUGCUGGGACUGUGAGGCCGAGGUGCUCCACGUGGUGUUUGCUGGAAGAGAGGCUCGAGGGCUGAGGAGGAACAGGACGAUCAGAGCGCGCUAUCCUGGGGCAGGAUUGCCUCACUUCUCGCAGGUGCGCCCUGAACAUCCCUGGUCACUGUUACCCCAUGUGUCCUCUGAGGCAGCGGGAGCUGUGAGCACAGGGCUGCGGCGUGGGGACUGGUCAGUGCAGCGUGCUGGCCGGUGAGGCCAUGUGUGUGGUCCCUCAGAAGUAAAGAGGACGCACCAUCCUGGGGGUGGCAGUGGCCCAGUGCACCAGGGCCCUGGACAGUGGGGUGUGGUGGGCUGUGUCCUGUGGUGGGUUGAGGCAAAAGGUGAAGAGUUCUCAGCUGUCGAGCAGGCAGCCAAGACCAGAUAGGGACAGACCUCCAGGGCCAGAGGGAGCAGCCACCCUGAGGAACCCUGAGCCAGCGGGAGGCCCCAAAGCUCCCUGGCCCGGAGGCCAGUGCGACAGGAGGCAGGUGGCUAGUCAGCCUGGGGUGGAAGCCCAGGCUGGGGCCUUGCUCACGUGCUUCGAGAGCCAGCUUUUACGAUUCCUUGGCACAUUUUAAUGACCAUAUUUUGAACAUACUGUAGAAUGCCAAAUUGGUAUAGGGAAGCUGAACUUAACUCGAAGCUUACCCCUAAAGAAAGAUACAUAUUCUAUUCUGUGUAAUACCAAAAAUUGCAAUCCCCUCAAGAGAAGUGUUCUCUAAUGCUGAAGAGUAAGAUGUGACAGCAACACCGUGUCGGUGUGUUAAAUCGUGUCAAGAGUGAUACGCCCUAAAGUGUGUCCAUACCAUGUGCUUUUUCCCUAAAAUUAAUACAAUUUUUAACUUUAGUUUCCGUCAGAAAGUCCUGUCUUUCCCUCCUGAGAGCCUUAUGGAGAGGCUGCAUGCAGCCAGGGUCUGUCGGGUACGUGCUGUGUCCCUCCUCCGGCCGUGUCAGGCGGUGCAGCCUGCCCUGGUAAGCUCGGCGAGAGAAGGGCUGUGGCGCUUGCUCGCUGGCAGAGGUCGUGGCUGCUGCUCCCAGGCCAGCGGCUGCUCUCAGGGCUGUGCAUCAGCAACUGGUUCUGGCCUUGUGGAAUUCCGCCCCCUUCCUUUCCUGACAGUCGUCCUCUGUCUUUAACCCUCAUGAUUACCUCAUUCGACCUUGGGACCUCAGCCCCUUAGUUGGCGUCCCAGCCCCUUCUAAGUCUGUGGUAGGGACAUGGCCGGGCUGUUCCUCCUCCUGCCUGGUACAGCUGCAGCCAGGUCUGCCCUUGCAUCCUGCCUGGGGCUCCACGGCGACCGCACAGGGCCAUUGCGGGUGUGGACUGGCCUUGUGCACCUGCGGAGUUUCUCUGGGGAGUGACUUCUGGCAUCUCCCUGUGUUAGCCCAACUUGCGUUUGGACAGUGUGUUUUAUUUGGGUAUUUACUGGGCUAGAUAGGAUAUGGGGUGCUGGGGACAGUGAUGAACAAGACAGGCAACGCCUCUGCCCUCGUGAAGCUUCUAGCGAGAGAGACAAGGGGGAAAAAAUCCAUGCUGCAGAGAAGGCCCCAGUGGGUGAGGACAGGAGCGCGUUUGGGUUUGCACCUCUUCUGUCUUAAACUGUCCCCAUCCCAGGAUCCUUCAGAUCUGGUCGGGUCACUGCUGUCUGUCUACUCUGCGUGACUGUGAGGAGCCCGUCACUCCUCAGUCUCCAGGCAGUCUGUGCGGAGGUCCGUGCAGGCACGGCUGGAGAACACGGGGCGUGCCCCAGGGUGCCCCUGCUGCUCUCUGGGGUGUUAGCUGCCCUCAUGCUCAGUGUGUGGGACCUUGUCUUUCUUCGGGCCAGGACAUCCCUGCAGCCUGUGCACCGGCGGUGGCCGAGCACCUGAGCUUUUGUUUGCGUUUUGGGGCUCCCACAGUUCCUGGGAGGCUGCUUAGCUUCUUAGUACCCACCUUCCUCUGUAAGGUGGAACGCAGUCACAUCUGUCAGGAGCCCAAAGGACACCAGAGUCUCUUCAGAUCUUGUCUUGAACUUGUCUUCAGCACACGUGCCGGAAUUUCUCUUGUCGCUUCUGGGGCCUUUGGUUUCGGCUGUUGAGGAGCUGCACGUGUCAUACGCAUGCAGCAUCUGCACCUUGGGGAACGUGGGUAUUACUUGCUGAGUGGCUAAACCAUCUCGUGGCUAGAGUAUAAAACCCCGGGUGCAAAGCUGCCUCCCCGCCUCCUGCUCUCACACAAAAGUCUCAGGUUCUGUCCAGUGGGGUCUCGCUCUGGUCCCUUACAGAGAGACCGUGUCGGAAGACCUGCAGGUUAGUGGAUCCUGCCAAGUAUUUUCCCCCACCAGCUCUAGAAGGAAGCUCUGUAUCGGAUCAGCCCUGGCCCCUCGGUAAGGCUCCGUGUGGUACGACUCAGUUAUCUCGCUGCAGUAGGAGACUCGCCGGUUGCUGAUCUGACUUCUCAGCUAGAGUGCCCUGAAGGGGAGGGCAUCCUCCUCUCGGCCAGUUUCCUUUCGGAAGUUUGGUUCCCCAUUCUCCAUCUGCUCACCGGAUCCUCGGCGGUCUCUUCUGUGUUCAUUGGUCUGCUCGCUGCACCCUCAGCCUUGCGGUCCUCUCGGAAGUGGGCCUCGCGCAGCCUUCUGGGCCGGAAGGGCCGGAGAAGACCCUCUGAAUUCUCCGUUCCACUUUCUCCCUCUGCUCUUUUAGUCUCUGAACUUGGUCCUAUGUGUGUAUUUCCCAGCAUUCCUUCCUCCUCCGUCCCUUCACUACCCGGGGCAGUGGUUAGGUGGCUGUGGCUUGACCUGGGUUUUUCCUGGCAGAAGGGCAGCAGGUGUCCCACACAGGUGAGCCAGCACUCUGCCCUCCGGGAUGGACCGUGAUCUUUGAAGGCAGGUGUCUACACUCCCCCUGCACUUCGCUUUUCUUGUGCGACAGUGAUUCCCAGAGUAACUCUGGCUCUGAUCUUUGUGUUGGCGCCUCAGUCCUCUCUGUCCAGUGGGAAACCUCCAGGAACGUAUCUGCAGCGAGCCUCCGCGGGAGCAGCCUUAAUGACCCUUCAGCCAAAGUCCCCGCCAAAGCCGCUGUGUCUGGUGGAUACAGUAUUCCUUCUCAGUGUCCCGAAAGCUGUGAUGGGGCGCUCCCCACUUACCCAGAAAGCAUUACCAGUCGGCCGCCUGGCAUUCUCGGACGUGCACCUUGUGUCGUGUUCUUCUUGCAAUGACCUAUUUAUUUAACCUAUUUAUAUUUAUUUAAUUUUUACUCUGAAGUGUAUCCAGUUACAAUUGCACUUGCCUAAUUAAAGCACAUCAGAUUUGUUCCGGACAACACCCCUGGCCACUUUUAAACUGGAAAAGGAAAAGUUAUACUGUAUCCUUUCAUGGGAUGGAUGCCUUACAGAAGUCUUGUCAAUAAAGGGUGAAUAAUUUGGUCAGGGUAAACUGUUAAUUUUUAGGUGAUUUUUAAAAAAAAUCUGUGCCAUCAUGUCUUUCUGUGCGGUUAACUGUUCGACUGCCACGUAUUCAUGGUGUGAUCCUCUGUGGAACCCGAACUCCUGUUUUUAGCUUUAUAUUUUAUAAACUGCCAGAUUGUACGACUUUUAUGUGUAUUUUUAAAGCUCGACGGUGUGCGGGUCCUUGUCUCAGUUGAACGAGCUGUUUUGUACCCUCCUGUACAGUUUUAUAAUUCUGCUCAUCUGGGAUGGCGUCGUAGGGUGAGCCAACCACAAUAAAGGUGGUUUGAGAUCUA
Molecule: messenger RNA, 7083 nt
Organism: Tupaia belangeri chinensis (Chinese tree shrew)
Lineage: Eukaryota; Metazoa; Chordata; Mammalia; Scandentia; Tupaiidae
Gene: ERN1
Product: endoplasmic reticulum to nucleus signaling 1
Biological process (GO): intrinsic apoptotic signaling pathway in response to endoplasmic reticulum stress; protein phosphorylation; IRE1-mediated unfolded protein response
Cellular component (GO): IRE1-TRAF2-ASK1 complex
Molecular function (GO): ATP binding; protein serine/threonine kinase activity; RNA endonuclease activity
Source: RefSeq, a predicted model, not a curated record